Molecule: messenger RNA, 390 nt
Organism: Cooperia oncophora
Lineage: Eukaryota; Metazoa; Nematoda; Chromadorea; Rhabditida; Trichostrongylidae
Source: the annotation of a GenBank genome assembly
UUGUUCCAGCAAAGGUUCGGUCUGAAUCUGAGGGAUUUCUUCAGUAAUUGCACCUUCUCUGAGACGCCACCCUCAUUUCUCGCUUGUAAAACAGGUGUUUCGGAUCACUGGCUUGGUCAACCAGUCAAUGUUCUAGUUCUUCUAACCAUCUUCAUCACAGUGCAUUUCGUUUUCUCCAUCGUGUGUAUGACUCUGCCGGUUCCCUCCGGUGUGUUUAUGCCCAUUUUUGUUCUUGGAGCAGCAAUUGGUAGGCUGAUGGGAGAGGUGAGCACUUUUCCAAAGAAGGAGAUCCAUAAGUCGCUUCCAGCACAGGUUCUAGUUCUUCCCACCACGUUUACUAGCAAACGUUUUGAGCAGCUUCGAGAUUACUUUCCCAAAAGUUUUUUGUAG